UCUCAAAAACAAAAUAUACACAUGCUGACACAUGUUCCGACGUCCCUGGCGGACGGAAGAGAGACCAUGGUAGAGAAGCCCCCGUCCCCCGCGUCGCUCCUCCAGGGGCGACACGGGCGGAAGCCCCAAAUCGCCGCCGCCGACCUCCCCUCCUCUCCGCCCUCCCUCCUCGCCACCGUCGGAGGACAUGGCCGGGCGAAGCCCGUCGCAUGGACGGCGGUGGCGGGCUUCCCCAUCUCGCGUCGGCGCGGGUGGCCCCCUGUGUGGGCGUGGCGGCCAUUCUUGUGACGGCCACGGUGGCUGGUCUUGGCGCGUCGACUGGCGCCGUCCGGCGCGGAUCCGGGGCUUCUCGGCCCGGAUCUGGCGUCUGAUGCGCCUUCGGCCGCGGGGGAGUUGGUGUUGGCAAUGUUGCGCGUGGGUCCGUGUUGCUGCGCACGCGGCGGUCCAGCUCGGCGGGCUUUCAAGCUGCUGCGCGCGAGGGGUUGCCGGUGCUUGUUGCUGUGGGGCGCGGGUGGUGGUGCCGGGCUCGGCCUGGGCAGGGCCUUGCGGCGUGUCUGCGGCGGGCCGGCGGCUGGAGUACCCCGACGACCUCGCCGGCGACCUCCAGCGGGAUGGCGCUCGUGCGGCUGUUUGGCGGGCCGUCCCAUUUUGUCCUGUUGGUGGCUGCAUCGGGCGGAUCUGUAGCUGGAGCUCGUGUGGCAGCUUCGGGUGGAUCUGGUGGUGCCAGCUCGUGGUGGCAUCUUCGUGCGGCUGGAUCCGGAGCUUCGGGGUGGCAGCCCGUGCUCGUUGCCUGGUGAUUCUGGUCUGGUCGUGUGCGUCGCACCGGCUGAGGCUCUUCGUGGGAGGUGCUGCAACUGCAACGUUCGAUCCCCCCACCUUCAGUCUGCACUACGGGUGCUUCGGAUCUGGCCUCCGGCAGAAGUGCGGUGGUGCGCGUUGGGCGUGUCAGCGUGCCUGUUGUAUGGCUGCAGCCCGGAACCAUGGUGGUUCUUGGCCUCGGGCAGCACCUCUCUGCUCCUUCCGGCAUGGUGCUUGGUGGGGCACGGUGGCUCGCGUUGUGUCCGGUGGCUCUGCGUCCGGCCGGCCAUUGGUGGAUCUGGCGUCUAGUGUUGAUUUUGGCCGUCGGUGGUCUUCGCGAGGUGCGGCUGGCUGAGGCGGUUCGUCGUGCUUCUUCAUCGUUGGAGGAUUCGACGGCAGUGGUGGUCAGUUGCCAUCUUGCUGUAGGGAUGUGCUCAAACUCCGGGUGAGAACCCUGCAUCGGCUCUGCUGAUGCCGGCGACAGCGACGUCUACGGACAUCGUUUUCCUCGUAGGAGGUGCCGUCGUGGAGCUACAGCACCUACAGUUUUUUGUUUGUGCUCUCCGGGUAAAAACCCAAGAUCGGGCUUGUUGGAUCGGAUGACGGUGUUGUGUGCUCGACAACACUACCUUCUUGGAGGCGUUGUCUUGGAGACCCAAACAACGACUUCUGUUGCUAUGUGUGGCUGUGGGUGGUGUGUUCUUCUUCAAGUGCUUCUCUUCGGCUGGCCUACGUGUGGUCUUCGGCCUGCUUCUAUGCAUGCUCAUGACCCUGUUCUGUUGAGGCCAGCCUCGGGCUUUUGGUUUUGUCUUGGUUCAUCUUUGCUCAAUGACGAUGCAAUGACGCCUCCCCGACUUGCUAAUCGUCUUGAACUUUCAUGGCAGAGCGCUCAGUCAAGGUGGAGGGACUUCUUCCCCGGUGAUUCUAAAAAAAAAAGAGAGAGAGACCAUGGUGCUUCAUUUUGCUGGGCGGUCGCACAUUUUCAAGAGAUAGAACCAAAGAGUCUUAUUUAUCUGCUCUGCUGGAUCGAUCGAUCGGCAACCAUGAUCAUCGACCGACUUGGAAUCAAGCAUGUCCAGCCCAGGUAGGUAGCAAUAGAGACCCUACCUAUGUCAUAAUGUCAACAUCUAGUUCUCCAUUUUCCAAAAUAAAUAAACAGAUUUCCGUAAAAGCUCCACGACAAUACCCUCAAAAGGGAGAAAGCACCGUCACGGUUGAGUUCACAAUGGAUAAAUCUUCUCUAUACGUUUUUUACCACAAUGGAUAAAUCUUCUCUAUUCGUUUUUUAAAUCCUGGGAGGUAGAGAAAUGUAGAUUUGUGAUAAAAGCUUGUAUUCAACUUGUGCUUAUACCAAUUUCACUACUGUAGAGGCUCAACUUGGUCAAAUUUUUUGUAACACAUUAAGCUUAUAUAUGUGUAUUUUUGCAACUCA
Triticum dicoccoides is the source of this 2230-nucleotide messenger RNA. RefSeq lists its product as uncharacterized. The transcript is spliced from 2 exons. The record is from RefSeq and is a predicted model, not a curated record. Bases 188 to 1153 code for a protein of 321 amino acids. Lineage: Eukaryota; Viridiplantae; Streptophyta; Magnoliopsida; Poales; Poaceae.